UAACAGUCUUCCGAGUUUAGAGAAAAGAAAAGGCAGAAGACUGAAACCUGAGCAGUAAACUGGAGCUGCUGCGAGCAGACAUGGACUCGAACAGGAAGCUGCGGAUUGGCUGGCAGGAAGAUAAAAACUACCUCUCCUACGUUUGCAUUUCUUUCUUUAGCAGAUAAAAACAGAAAAACGAGCCUCAUUAAUCUAACUUCUCUGAGUCUGAACUUUGUGUUCAGCUCGUCAGCCACCAGCAGCUGGUUUUCAUUACUUUUAAUUCCUUCCUUCCUCAAACUGUUGCAUAACUCCUCAAGGUGACGGUUAGGGCGGGACUUCCGCCCGAGCACUCAAACAGGGAAGUCGUCGUGUUACUUUCCUUCAGCGUCACGGUCGGUCCUGCUCCGUGGGAAAAAACACGCUAACUCGGCGGCUGUAAGUUGCUCCAGCGGGAGGAAAUCCGACGGGGGCGAGGUCCGCGCCACCUCCCGCCGCCGCGGGGUUCACCUGAGCCCGGCUGUCAACGGGGGAAUGAGCCGGCAGGAGGCGGAGGGCGCUCCGGCAGGCUAAAAAAAGAAAAACAACCUUCACCUUCUGCUGGAACAACUGACCUUUGACCUGGACGGUUGUCAUCAAAGGUGAAACGGGAACCAAAAAACCAGGGAUAAUUACUCCAGGAUGGUUGGGCUGUAAUCCUGAAAACAUGCUGGAUUUCUUCCCCCUGGCGCCGCCAGCUGCACCCUGAGCCGGACACAUCUGGGAACAUGACUCUGUGAUGAAACGGGACGAAGACGGACCCUCCCAGAUCCCGUUCCUUUUGUCUGCAACCAGGACACUGCCUACUCGGAGCCAAGCUCUUCCCAGAUCCCGGAGCCAUGUUCCGGAAAAGAAGCUCUCUCAUUCUAUGUGGGACGUUCCUGUUUGUCACCUGGAACGCCGUGCUGGUGCUGCUGCUCUGGGGCAGAACGUCCCCGGGCCAGCCGGGUGCCGGGCAGCUGGAUCCGGCCUCCAUGCCCACCGAUGACGUGGUGGGAGACGUGAUCCGCGUCGCAGAUUCCUUCGAAUUGGAGCUGGAAAAGCAGAAGGAGAUCCUGUCCCAGAUCCUGAGCCACCGGUCGCUGUGGAAGCCGGCCAAAAGAAAGAGGGUGAAGGUCAACGUUCCCAGUCCGCCGGUCAUUCCCAUCCUGGUGAUCGCCUGUAACCGGGUCACAGUGAGGCGCUGCCUGGACAAGCUGCUGGAGCUGCGGCCCUCCGCCGAGCUCCAUCCCAUCAUAGUGAGCCAGGACUGCGGGCACACCGCCACUGCCGAUGUCAUCGCCUCCUACGGGGACAAACUCACUCACCUGAAGCAGCCGGACCUGUCCGACAUUCCCGUACGGCCCGAGCACAAGAAGUUCCAGGGUUACUAUAAGAUCUCCAGACACUACCGCUGGGCUCUGAACCAGGUCUUCCGGACCCUUUCUCACUCCUCCGUGGUGAUCGUGGAGGACGACCUGGAGGUGGCGCCAGACUUCUUUGAGUAUUUCCGGGCCCUGCACCCAGUGCUGCAGUCGGACCCCAGCCUGUGGUGCGUGUCGGCCUGGAACGACAACGGUCGGGACGGGAUGGUGGACCCCGGCCAGCCGGCGCUCCUCUACCGUACCGACUUCUUCCCGGGCCUGGGCUGGAUGCUGCUCCGGGAGGCCUGGGAGGAGCUGGAGCCCAAGUGGCCCGCCUCCUUCUGGGACGACUGGAUGCGGCAGCCGGAGCAGCGGCGGGGCCGUGCCUGCAUCCGGCCUGAGAUCUCCCGCACGCUGACAUUUGGCCGGCAGGGCGUCAGCCUGGGCCAGUUCUACGACAAAUACCUGAAGUUCAUCAAACUGAACUCCAAGUUUGUGCCUUUCACCAAGCUGGACCUGGCUUACCUGCAGGAGGAUGCGUACCGGACCAGCUUCACCAAGCAGGUGUACAGCGCCGCCGUGGUAACGUAUGAAGACGUGAAGCAGGGCCGGCUGAGCGGCUCCGGACCGUUCCGGCUCCAGUACUCCAGCAAGGACAGUUUCAAGGUCAUGGCCAAGAGUCUGGGCAUCAUGGACGACUUGAAGUCCGGCGUGCCACGGACCGGAUACCGAGGUGUGGUCAGCUUCUUCUACAGGGGGCGGAGGAUCUACCUGGCCCCGCCUCCUGGGUGGAGUCAGUACGAUCCCACCUGGAGCUGAGGAUCCGCAGAGCGUCUGACACAUUCCACACCAAAGAGAAACAGGAUUCCUCCUGUUUGCCUUUACAGAUGCUGGAUGUUUAGGAGGUUCAGCCAACACUACUCAGGUUUCCCUGCAUCGCACAGCAGAUCUGCUGUAAAUCACCAGAGCUCUAUUUUUCUAUGAUUCUGAUUGUGCACAUUGCAGCCACACAUUUAAUGCAUCAGCCCAGUUUGCCUUAUUGUCUUUAAAUUAUUGGAGUUGGUAUGAGUUAAUCCUGAGAAGGAAGCUGGUUCAUCUAAUCUGUGAUUCUGUCUGCUGAUGACUGCGAUGAAACUAAAUUCUGUUCUUCCUGCUCACAUUUUGUCAGAUGAUUUUGUUUGGAAUAUUUGUUGCCUUGGAAUCACUGUGGGGAUUUGUAUGUUUAUUUUUCUUUUUUUAAUAAAAACAAAAUUAAUGCAGA
Poecilia latipinna (sailfin molly) is the source of this 2622-nucleotide messenger RNA. RefSeq names its product alpha-1,3-mannosyl-glycoprotein 2-beta-N-acetylglucosaminyltransferase a (gene mgat1a). Gene Ontology annotation, biological process: protein N-linked glycosylation. The record is from RefSeq and is a predicted model, not a curated record. The transcript is spliced from 4 exons. Lineage: Eukaryota; Metazoa; Chordata; Actinopteri; Cyprinodontiformes; Poeciliidae. Gene Ontology annotation, cellular component: Golgi apparatus. Gene Ontology annotation, molecular function: alpha-1,3-mannosylglycoprotein 2-beta-N-acetylglucosaminyltransferase activity. Bases 858 to 2180 code for a protein of 440 amino acids.